This is a messenger RNA of Saxophila tyrrhenica, 1260 nucleotides long. It is a transcript of the gene rna1, whose product is annotated as Ran GAP Rna1. The transcript has a single exon. The record is from RefSeq and is a predicted model, not a curated record. Gene Ontology annotation, molecular function: small GTPase binding; GTPase activator activity. Gene Ontology annotation, cellular component: nucleus; cytosol; perinuclear region of cytoplasm. Gene Ontology annotation, biological process: nucleocytoplasmic transport; activation of GTPase activity. Bases 1 to 1260 code for a protein of 419 amino acids. NCBI's taxonomy places the organism in Eukaryota, Fungi, Ascomycota, Dothideomycetes, Mycosphaerellales, Extremaceae.
AUGGCCAACGUCUUCUCCCUCCGAGGGCAGGCGCUCAAGCUCAACACCGCAGCCGACCUGCAAAAACACAUCAAGCCGCUAGAAGACAACCCCCACGUCGAGGAGAUUCACAUCGAAGGCAACACGAUCGGCGUCGAAGCCUCGCAAGCUCUCGCAAAGAUCCUCGAAACCAAAAGCUCCCUCAAAUACGCCAAUCUUGCCGACAUCUUCACCGGAAGACUACUAGCAGAAAUCCCACAAGCUCUCGACGCUCUGCUGCAAGCAUUACUGAAAUGCCCUAACCUUCACACGAUCAACUUGAACGACAACGCCUUCGGCCUGAAUACUGUCGAGCCUCUCCGACCUUUCCUCAGCCAACAUACGCCUCUCCAACACCUCUACCUUAACAACAACGGCCUGGGACCAGCAGCGGGCACUCUUGUCGCAGAAGCAUUAGCGCAGCUCGCAGAGAAAAAGGCAGCGGCGCGGAAGGAUGGCAAGGAUGUGGCAGACCUCGAGACUGUUGUGUGCGGUCGCAACCGGCUGGAGACGGGCAGUAUGGCGGCGUGGGUGAAGGCAUACCAGGCGAACAACAAGGUGAAGACGGUCAAGAUGGUGCAGAACGGCAUACGGCAGGAAGGAAUCGGCAUGUUGCUGCAGCACGGCCUGUCUGCUUGCACGCAGCUCGAGACGCUGGAUCUGCAAGACAACACUUUCACAGCGCUAGCGGCCAAGACGCUGGCGAAUGUGGUGUCGAAGUGGACGGAGUUGAGAGAUCUGGGAGUGGGCGACAGUUUGCUCAGCGCGCGGGGUGGCGUUAUGCUGGGCGAUGCGCUGGCGAAGGGGAAGAAUCCGAAGAUUGAGAUUUUGAGGCUGCAGUUCAACGAGAUCGAUACCAAGGGCCUCAAGGCUUUGACGGACGCGGCGACAGGCUCUGGUCUUCCACGGUUACGGCGCGUCGAGCUCAACGGCAACAAGUUUAGCGAAGAUGAUACGAACAUCGAGAAGCUGCGCGAUAUCUUGGACAAGCGUAAGGAGGAGCACGCCGAGGAGUACCCGGGCGUUGAUGAAGAUGAUGAGGACGCGUGGGGCAUCGACGAGCUGGAUGAGCUUGAAGAAGAGGAUGAGGAGGACGAAGAUGAGGUAGAUGUUGAGGAAGAAGACGAGGAGGAGAAGAUCGUCAAAGACGCUGAUGCCGCGGAGGAGGAGCCCGUUGCGCAGGAGAAGGAUAAAGAUGUUGAUGAUCUCGCGGAUGUGCUGGAAAAGACGGAGUUGAAGUAA